AUGGCUGCUGUUCAGAGUGGAGUUUCCUCAUUCCCACUGCCCUGGCAGAGGCCCUCAUACAUCUAUGGAGCACUUCUGUGCAACUCUCUGAUGGCUGGUAAGUUCUUUUGGCUGCUUUAAGUAAUGUUACUCUAGUAGAAACCAGAGCAGUACUCCAGCCGCGUGAUCACAUUUAUGACUUUUUGAGGAAAAAAGUUCUAACUUUCUGAUACUGCUGGUCAACACCAACAGAUUUGCACAUAGAGUUAACCUUUAUAUUCUUGUGUAUGUUCUGAAAGUUACAAAUUACUGACAACAAACUUCACAUGUAGAGAUUUUUGACUUUCUCCUCAAAGUGUGUUGUGCUAGGGUAACCCUCGAGUCUGACUACACAGGUCUUCCAUUGCAUCAUAACAAAGAGGGCACACAUGGCCUUGAGCACUAUCUGUGGGGUUUUCUGAAGCUGGAGACCCUGCUUAUCUUACUCUCUGGUUUCUCAGACUCUGGUUUAUCAGACAGAACUCCUCUCCAUGAAGCUGCGUACCAAGGUAGACUGCUACACCUAAGAAGUCUCAUCGCUCAGGUUAGCAUCCAACAGCUUAUCAAAUCAUAAUGCUAAUAAUAAGAUGUGUAUAGAAAAUAUUACAGCACAUUCACACCGAGGACAUAACACCCUCUCACCUCCUCUGCAGGGCUUUCAUGUGGACACUCUCACCAUGGACAGAAUCUCACCUCUCCAUGAAGCCUGCCUUGGUGGCCAUUAUGCUUGUGCCAAGUUCCUCCUGGACAAUGGUGCAAAUGUAAGAAAAUCAUCUCCCAUUUUCAUAAAUUUCAUAAUUUUUCAGGACUUCCUCUUUUUGUGCCCAUGAGCUCUGUAUGAAGAAGCUACAUGACAUAUUUGAAAUGGGUGAAUUCUCCUGACUGAAAUUUUGCGAAACCAGAGGUGUGUUGUGAUUUCUAAACCCAAGGUUUCAUCUAAGUAAAAUGGUAAAAAUACUUAAAAGCCGCCAGAGAAAGCACAUGUGAAACACAAGCAAAGCAUGUGGCCUCAGGAAAUGUGGCUAACAUUAUGACCACAGGUACAUGAAAUGCAACCAAGGAUUGGAGCAGAUGGACAGAUGACUCCAUCUCCUUUUACGCAAUGUUUGAAUGUAGCUGACCCUUAAUUGGACUUUAUGUGAAUACACAGGAGAAGAAAAAGUCAUAAAAAUAAGUCAUACGAUUAUCUUGAAGGACAGCAACAAAGUGGUAAUACUACAGGAGUUAGAGCCAAAAAGAAUACAUGUACGAGACAUUUGAUGUGCAAAAAUAAGAAGGCAUAGGAAGCAAAGACAAACAGUGUAACACUACUGGAUAUCUGACAGGAAUAUUGAAAUGCAAUAAACUUAUGGAUACAUACAUCCUGAUUAUUCAAUUUACUUGAAAGAUUUGCCCAUAAUAAAUACAUUAGAUCAGUAAUGUGCAUUCUUUUUAUUUGGACCAUGUGAAGGUGCAUGCAGUAUCAACAGAUGGCGCCACACCUCUCUUCAACUCUUGCAGCAGUGGGAGUGCAGCCUGUGUGAGGCUCAUCCUGCAGCACAAGGCUUCAGUCCACACGCCCUCUCUGCUUGCAUCACCCGUCCACGAAGCAGCUAAAAAGGGUGAGUUUGUGUGCCAGCAUUUGUGAGUCAGUGAAGCUGUUCUGUGUGGCAGCACAGGUUUUGAUGUUUUGUUGUUUCACCUCAGGUCACAGAGAGUGUCUGGAGCUGCUGCUGUCAUAUGGAGCUCACAUUGAUCUUGAGCUCCCAGUGUUGGGGACUCCUUUGUAUUCUGCUUGCAUGGCUCAGGCUAUGACUUGUGUAACACUUCUGCUAUACUCAGGUAAAACAGUCUGGAAACUCUAUUUUGUCAGGUCACAAAAGUAGUUAAAUUCUUGGUGUUAUAACAAGAGGUCAAAGAGAAAACCCUUAUUUUGCCAUGUAUCAUGUAGAAUUCAAUCAAAAUAACAAAUCAUGUGCGCAAGCUAGCUUAGGAUAUUUAAAGAUUUUGUGUUGAAUCAAAGGUGCUGAUGUUGGAGUCGGGUGUGGACGGGACACCCCUUUGCAUGCUGCUGCUCAGUGUGGAGGGGCUGAAAUCGUGGAUCUUCUGUUGGACUUUGGGGCUGAUGGGUGCUUUAAGAAUGCAGAGGGAAAGACCCCACUGGACCUUUCAUUGCCAAACAGUGAAGUGAGGAGUGUUCUACAGAAAAAAGGUUUGUAUUCAAUGACAUGCAUGUGAAGCAUAUUUCCAACACUGCUUUUUGAUCUGAAAGAUGUAAAUACACUCUGGCUUCUGUCUCUGCCCAGGUCCCUGUGCCCUGUCUCAGCUCUGUCGGUUAUGUAUCAGAAGAAGUCUGGGAAGAAGUCGUUUCCACAGGGCCUCCAGCCUUUUUCUUCCUCCCAUUAUUAUGGACUUCCUCCUCUAUCAGUGAAAGUUUCGGCCCAACCUUUGUGACCAUGUGCCUUGUCAAAAGCAUGUAAAAGAAUAUGACCAUGGUCAGAGAAAAGAGCUGAGUCCUGUCCCUGAAACUUCAAAAAACUGUUAUUUUUGUAAUUAUCAUUGAAAUUCUUCAUAUGUAUUUUACAUGAAAAUGAAAAUUUUCAAGAUACAUUUAAUUUUUUUGUGCAGCUAUUUAGAUGUAUCAGAUUGUUUUUACAUUUAUCCUUUAUCAAGAGCUUUUAUUUGUAGUUUUUUAAAUGUUUUGGUAUGUUUACCUUUUUAAAGGUUAUGGGGGUUUAUUACUGAUUAUUUGACAGAGGCGGUAAAAAGUUGGCUUGGCUCUGUGAGUCAAAUGAAAUAAAGUAAAUGCCUGCAAUGUUGUUCAGUUUUUGUCACCGGUUAGGAAGUGUUAGUGGUGCCAGUAAAGAAGUUUUUGCAAAGGUUUAUGCUGUUUUGAGUUAUAUAUCACUUGCAAGCAUUUACAGUAUUGGUAUUUACAAUUUACCACGACUUAAAUUUACGCCAGAAUAUCGUUUUUUAAGGAUCCUCAUUACCAUGAGAAAAGACAUCACCAUGAUGCCUGUCCUUUUGAAUCACCAUGUCACAAUGUGCUGUAUGAGAAACAUAAGUGAUUUCUAAACUUAGUUAAGACCUUUUUUUUUUUUUUUGGCUGAGCUGUAUGUGUUUGAAUCACUGUGUUUCCUGUGGAGCCAAAUGGCAUUCUGGAACAACAGGCGACAUUAUUCGGAUAGCUACUAAAGGUUAUUUUAGUUACUGCAGUGAUAUGUAUACAAUUUACAUUUCAGAAUACACACACACACUCAUAAAUGAAAGAAUUUUGGCUGAAACAUGAAGGAUGUUCUGUUUUUCACACACUAUUUGUAUCUAGUACCUAUUAUGUGCCUGUAAGUGGUUCAGUUCUACCAAGUAAAACUAAACCUUGGUUUUUAUUCAAGUUUCCCCUAAGGGCCACAGUCAGAAGUGAGGCGGACCCCUUUAGCUCUCCCAUGAUUCUUGCCUCACCUUGUCGAGGUUCUAUCUCCCAAAACCACCUGUUUGUAAGCUAAAUAGCUAAAGCUAAAUAUGGCUGGGGUUAAUUUGAUACACCCACAGAAGAUUCUUACUGUCUGUCAUGUGUCAUGGCACCUUUGCCUCUCGCCUUCUCCACAUGUGUCUUUCAAACGAGAGUUACAUAUGUAACUGCGGUUCUAUGAAUCCUAGAUGACUGAGCUUUAAGCACUGAAUGAAUCCAUCUCGCGCAUACGCAGGUCGAGUGUUUAUACCAACAAAGUCACGUUUGACCCCUGAUGACCCGGUCAGUCUAUAUCGUCCGGUGACAUCAGAGGAUCUGUUCCUGCAGAAUCUUAUCGCGAGAGCACAAGGAUUCUGAGUGACGGAAUGCUCUGGCGGUCAUCCAGGAUUCAUAGAACCACAGUUACAUAUGUAACUCUCGUUCUAUUUCAUCCUUACUGACCGCCAGAGGAGGUGCUUUAAGUACUAGAACCCAUAUCAACAGAGUCAUGAAGAAUUCCAACACCAACCUCUUUGAGAGGAAACAGCAGAGUCGGGCCACAGAACCACCCAAGAGGUGGGGGGUGGCAACAUUCACCUGAUAAAAUCUGGUAAAGGUACUUGGCGAUGCCUGAUGCUGCCUCACAUAUGUCCUCCAGGGGCACACCACGCAGGGCCGACCAUGAUGUUGAGACAGCCCUAGUAGAGUGGCACCUCACUCCUGAUGGUACGGGGCGACCACUUCUUUUAUAUGUAUGGGUGAUGACAUCCACUACCAAAUGAGACUAUCGCUGUUUGGAGAGAGCACAGCAUUUUCUAGGGCCACCAUAGCAGAGGAAAAGCUGGUUCGACCAUCUAAUACUUGCAGUUGCGGCCACAUAGGCUGUCAGAGCCAGCACAGGGCACAGCAGUUUUAAUCUUUCCUCACCUUCCGGGGGAACAAAUUGUGCCAAGUGGAUUUGUCUUCCAGUCUUUCUACAUGUCAACCUCACAACCAGGGGGGAGGAAAAAUUGUAUGACUUGUAUUGAGCUUUUAAAGUUUGUCCACAGAACAGUCAAAAGUUGCUGUUCUCGUGGACGCUUCGCUCAGCGAGGAGGCAGAUGAUGUCCAUUCUAUAUACAGUCUAUGGUGUAAACCAGUCUGAUUGCAAAAAACAAACUAUUAGAGGGACAUUUUAUGCCAGCUGUUGAUCAGUAUCAUUAUGGUGAACUUUUGGUGAUAAGGAUAAUGUCUCCUCUGA
Xyrichtys novacula (pearly razorfish) is the source of this 4688-nucleotide messenger RNA. Lineage: Eukaryota; Metazoa; Chordata; Actinopteri; Labriformes; Labridae. The record is from the annotation of a GenBank genome assembly.